UUUAUCGCUGGAAAGCAAAUGCUAUCCUCGUCGACUUCACUAAAUGCAAAGGAAAUCGACUUGAACGAUCCGAAGCAGUUAGCACUGCAUAAGCUCUAUCGUCCCGAGAGAGUCACACCUCGAGAACGAGGCUACGAUCUUCUUAAGAAUCCGAGACUUAACAAGGCAACGUUUGAUUGCAAUAAUGGCGUUCACGGUUUAUUGCCGCCGGCAUUUAUGACUGAAGAACAGCAAGCAUAUCGGGUGAUGAAGAAGCUUCGUGAACAACCUGACAACCUGUCUAAGUAUAUCCAACUGGAUGAACUGCAAAACCGUACUGAGAAGCUCUUCUACCGUGUUCUUUGCGAUAAUGUCAAAGAACUGAUGCCGAUCGUUUACACACCAACCGUCGGUUUAGCGUGCCAGAAAUUCGAUCGAUUGCUUUUUAGAGGUCUUUAUGUGACCGUGAACGACAACAGCAUCAGUAAAAUAUAUCAAAUUCUCAGCAAUUGGCCGGUUUCAAAUGUUCAGGCAAUCGUUGUCACCGAUGGGGAACGAAUUCUCGGUCUAGGUGAUCUUGGUUGCUAUGGUAUGGGUAUCCCGGUUGGAAAAUUGGCUCUCUAUGUGGCGUUGGCAGGGAUUCAACCGCAAUGGUGCUUACCAGUUGUGAUCGAUGUCGGUACGGAUAAUCAGAAGUUGCUUGACGAUCCGUUUUAUACCGGUUUACGUCGUCGACGAGUUCGAGGACCCGAGUAUGAACUUCUUCUUGACAACUUCAUAAAGGCCGUUACUAAACGGUUUGGGCGACAUACAUUGAUUCAAUUCGAGGAUUUUGCUUUCGAGAAUGCUUAUAUGUUGUUGGAUCGUUACAAAAACGACUAUUGUGUCUUCAAUGACGACAUUCAAGGCACAGCAUCAGUGGUUGUAGCCGGUUUAUUGGCCACGACAAGGGUGACAGGACAAAAACUCUGCGACCAAAAACUAGUGUUUUUUGGGGCUGGAGAGGCGGGUCUUGGUGUGGCUGAAUUAUGCGUAAGUCAAAUGGUGGAUGAAGGCCUCGAUGAAACAGAAGCGUGUGACAAAAUCUAUAUGAUGGACAUCAACGGUCUGAUCACCAAGAGCCGUCAUAUGUCGCUGUCGGACCGACAUGGAAGAUUCGCUAAGGAAGCUCCUGUGUUCUUGUGGAGUUCAUUCUACAGCAGUGUUGCUCCAUCUGUCGUCUGUUCUUCUCACUAUGUGACCAGCAUAUCUGUUUCGCUAUCAAAGUGUGUUCUCCUGGGUCUCAAAGAUGAGAUAGAUUUCGAAGGCCAUAGCUUCGCAUUCUGGCCAGAUGUUAUGUGUGCCAGUUAUAUUCAAGAAGAUAUCGUUCAAGCGCUUUGGGCAUCUACCGUCCACGGAGCUUUUACUGAGGAUAUCAUUCGCGAAAUGACAAAGAUCAACAAGCGACCGAUUAUUUUCGCAUUAUCGAAUCCAACCGAUAAAGCUGAAUGCACAGCCGAAGAAGCCUAUCGAUAUUCUAAUGACGUUGAAUACAAUGGAAAAGUUUUCAAACCUGGUCAAGGGAAUAACUCGUACAUAUUUCCGGGAGUUGCACUCAGUGCAAUUGUGUUCAAAGCAAAGCACAUACCAAACAAAGCUUUCUUACUUGCUGCUAGGCGUUGCGCUCAAAGUGUCACAAAGAAGUCGCUAGAAGAAUAUUCUCGAUUAUAUCCACGACUUAAAGAUAUUCGAGAACUAUCAGUACAUAUCGCAAUCGAUGUUGGAAAAUAUCUCUAUGAAAACAACUUGGCUACGCUUCAUCCACAGCCAGAAGAUAUGGAAAUGUACGUCCGUUCACAGUUAUACUCCGUGGAGUACGAUGAGCUCAUCAAUAAGACUUAUGAUUGGCCUCCACGGGACUUCUUUUCUAUAGUGACAGUUACGACUUUGUACGAUGUGAUUUGUUGGGUGAGCAGGUCGAAACAUUCAAUACGCAUGUCUGUUGCGUCGUUAUUAUUUGACAUAGUGAGAGUAGAGCUGAGCAUAGUAGAGCUUGAUCAAGGGAAUAAACUUGAUAUGGUCAAGCUCAAUGUAAGAAGACCCGUAUUCUUCUCCACAACGUCAAAAUACGCUGCACGACUCUACCAAGAAGAUCUCUCAGAUCCGAAUGUAUUAACCCUAUACAAACUGUAUCGUCAAGAACGAAUCACGCCACGUGAGAAAGGAUACGAUUUGCUCCGCAAUUCACGUAUAAAUAAGGGCUUGGCGUUCUCCCUUGAAGAACGGCAUUAUCUCGGUCUUCAUGGUCUUCUUCCUCCAACGUUUAUGAACGAGGAGCAACAAGUUUACCGGAUCAUGAGCCAUUUUCGUCAACUACCUGACGACCUUUCAAAGUACGUUAUUUCGGGUAUUUAUAUAACCAUUAACGACAACAGUAUAAGUAAAAUUCAUCAGAUUUUGUGUAAUUGGCCUGAACGCGAUGUGAAGGCUGUCGUUGUGACUGACGGGGAGCGAAUUCUUGGCUUGGGCGAUCUCGGUUGUUAUGGAAUGGGAAUACCAGUAGGGAAACUGGCACUCUACGUUGCUUUGGCCGGAGUGCAACCACAAUGGUGUCUGCCAGUUCUGAUCGACGUCGGCACCAACAACGAGAAACAUAUUGAAGAUCCGCUCUACAUUGGUCUUCGACGAAAACGGGUUCGUGGUGAAGAAUAUGACAGGCUUAUUGACAACUUCAUGAAGGCAGUUACGAAGCGAUUCGGAAACCAAACACUGAUUCAGUUCGAGGACUUUGGUUUUGAUAACGCUUUCAAACUUCUAGACAAGUACAGAGAGGACUAUUGUGUUUUUAACGACGACAUUCAGGGCAAGGAUGAUUUAACUAUUAUUUAUGUUUAUCGAUUGCCAUUCAAAAUUUUCUACCUAAAUAUCAGGAACUUAUUGUUCAUAUUAGUUGACUGUUGGUAG
Messenger RNA from Angiostrongylus costaricensis, 2922 nucleotides. The record is from the annotation of a GenBank genome assembly. Lineage: Eukaryota; Metazoa; Nematoda; Chromadorea; Rhabditida; Metastrongylidae.